Molecule: messenger RNA, 1139 nt
Organism: Wyeomyia smithii (pitcher-plant mosquito)
Lineage: Eukaryota; Metazoa; Arthropoda; Insecta; Diptera; Culicidae
Product: protein GUCD1
Exons: 6
Coding region: 371-1060 (229 amino acids)
Source: RefSeq, a predicted model, not a curated record
GAGCGUGUAUAUUGGAAAAUGUCAAUAACAUGCAAUAUAUUUACGAUAUUUACCGUAUUUACCCAGGUCACCGUUUUUAUUGUACUCCAAAAUGCAGAACUUACACUGCUUUUAAUUUCAUACAAAGAAUUAUUUGCUGUAAGGCUUGAUCAUGUCACACUAGUCUGUGAGUCAAGUAGCUGUACCUUGAAACCAGGCAUGUGUCAAACGAAAUGCUUAUCUUGAUAAUAGGAUAAUACCUACGUAUUUAAAUGCGAUAAAUCAUUGCUGGUUUAGCAAAGGCAAUAUUAAUCUGCAUCAUUUCUGAAACUAACGUUUUGCGAAUGCCGGCAGUUAUCCGUGGACAAUUUAGCAACAUCUAAUACCCAAAAUGAUAGAAACAUGUCCUGCUUUUAUUGAACAUUCUCUGGUUCAUUUCCGACAGCGUUUUGAAUGGGACUGUGGUUUGUCUUGUAUUGUAAUGCUAUUGGAUCGUAAAGAAAAAAUAAAUUUUCUAGCUAAUUUCGAGGAAAUAUGCAAGGCCGCAGCAUUCAAAGAGAGUACAUGGACUAUCGAUUUGUGCUAUAUCCUCAAGGAUUUAGGUAUAAAGCAUAAAUAUCUUACAACCACUUUUGGAGCAAAUCCAACGCAUAUUGGAAAAAAGUAUUACAAGUGUUUCGACAAGGAUCAGACACGCGUUAACCAGAAGUUUCAAAAUGCAGAAUCGGAUGGUAUUCCAAUAGAAAUUAGGUCUGUAGAUUAUGAGUAUUUGAUAAUGCAUUUAGCUAAUCAUGGCAAUAUUAUACUAUUAACGAAUGCAUCUCUACUUUACUGUGAUCUUUGCAAAGCGAACAAGUUAACAAUGGACCUAAGAUCUUGUUUCGGGUUGAAAUCAGCUUAUAUGGGACAUUAUAUUAUCCUUUGUGGAUAUGACCAGAGGAUUCGCAAAUUUAUUUAUAGAAAUCCGGCAUUUAAAAAUAAGGUAUGCUUCAUGUCUUUUGAGGCGAUAGAGAGCGCACGUAAAGCCAGCGGAACUGACGAGGACAUAGUACUUAUAUACGAUAAAAAAACUGUGAUUUAAUUUGUGUAAUUGGUUAUUUUCCAUAAAAAUAUUACCUUGCACCUUUUAUUUAAAUAAAUUUUUGUAUUCUUGAAAUCAA